Molecule: messenger RNA, 2438 nt
Organism: Electrophorus electricus (electric eel)
Lineage: Eukaryota; Metazoa; Chordata; Actinopteri; Gymnotiformes; Gymnotidae
Gene: neu4
Product: sialidase 4
Biological process (GO): ganglioside catabolic process; oligosaccharide catabolic process
Cellular component (GO): intracellular membrane-bounded organelle; membrane; cytoplasm
Molecular function (GO): exo-alpha-sialidase activity
Source: RefSeq, a predicted model, not a curated record
UAAAGUAAAACAAUAAAAACUUAGUAAAGUAACAGUAAAGAAAAAAACAGUAAAGUCAAAAAUGAUUGUUUUGGCAUUGAUUAUUCAACAUUUCUAAUCUGAUCUAUACUUUUGACUGACAAGCUUGUCAACAGUUUUCGUCUAGAAUUCAUAGUGAUGCGUAGAGUUAAUAUUGACAAAUAAAAAUGGCCUUUUGCCUGCUGUCUCUUCCUCCCCACCUGUGAGGACACAUGCGACUUUGGUAAUAUAGAACAGCAACAACAGCAGCAUAAUAAUCAUCAUAAUCAUAAUAAUAUUGCAUUUUCAACUGGUUUUACAUAUAUGUGAUUUACAUAUAUGUAACCUGUUUGAUAAUUAUUUGAUAAACCAAUAAAUUAAAACUGUUUUUCUUCAGUUAUUAAUGCUGAAAUAUACUGACAUAUGCAGUUAGCAUUGGGCUAUUUAUACAGUAAGCAUCUAAGUGUAAAGAUAUAUUUGUAUGUGUUAAACUAAGUGUACAGAUAAGCACUCUCUCUGUCUCUUUCUUGUAUAUGUGCAUAUGUGCAAACCACAGUGCAUAUGGCAGGUUUAAUCAAACUUGUCACGCACGCUACUUUGGCAGUUGGCAGUGUUUCCUUUUUUUAAAGAAUGCUGACUGUGUGUUGGGGGCACAUUCUCUCUCUAGUGCUAGCUUUCCCUUUGCAUGGUAAUGGCCUCACCGAGUGUUCUAGAUCCUGAUGCACUGCCCCCCGCCCUCGACAGGGAAGGUCAGGCAGGAAAGGUGAGACAGCAUUUUGUGGGCCCACAUCCCACAUCGAGUAUCCAGUGUAGGAAGCAGGGGGUCCGUAUUUAUUUUGCACAUGUCAGCUGGUCUCUGCAAUAUUUGGCACUGUUUUAGUCGCUUUUUCCCAGAAGCCCUUUGCUUGACCAUGGAAUCGUGGCCGCGUUUACCCGCCCGCACCGUGCUCUUCCAGAAGGAGGCGAGCGGAGUGACAUAUCGCAUUCCUGCUCUGGUCUUCCUGCCAUGGUCGUCCUGCUUCCUGGCCUUCUGUGAGGAGAGGCUGAGUCCUGCAGACUCCCAUGCACACCUGCUCGUCCUGCGCAAGGGCACCUUCUACAAGAACUAUGUAGAGUGGGAGGACAUGCGGGUGCUAAGCACGGCCAGUCUGCCAGGCUACCGCUCCAUGAACCCCUGCCCUGUCUAUGACGCCUUCACGGGGACGCUCUUCCUCUUCUUCAUCGCCGUCCUCGGUCACACCUCCGAAGCCCACCAGUUGGCGACUGGUAAUAACGUCACAAAGCUCUGCUGUGUUUCCAGCAAUGACCACGGAGAAACAUGGAGUCCUGUCACUGAUCUCACGCACAAGGCCAUCGGUGACACCAUCAAAGAGUGGGCUACUUUUGCUCUCGGUCCAGGCCACGGGAUCCAGCUAAAGUCUGGGCGUCUGCUAGUCCCCGCCUACGCCUAUCACAUCGACUGCAGAAACUGCUUCGGCAAGCUGUGCAAAACCACGGCCCACUCCUUUUGUUUCCGCAGCGACACGCACGGGCGGGACUGGCACCUUGGCCGGGCCGUGCCAAGCCCUGAGUGUGUGGAGUGUCAGCUGGUGUCGGUGGACGAGGAAGAGAGGGCCAGUGUGCUAUACUGCAAUGCCCGCAGUGCCCUGGGCUACCGCGUGCAGGCGCUCAGCUUUGACGGCGGAGCCACCUUCGAGGCAGGCCAACUGGUGCCGAAGCUCGCUGAGACCAGGUAUGGUUGCCAUGGCAGCAUGGUCAGUUUCCCAGCCCCCUUGCCCCUCCCCCGGAGUGCCCCUCCCCACCCCAGGUGGGAGACAGCUACUGUCCAUACUCCACCAGCUGCUUCCGCUGCUUCCAAAACGGACUUGCCAACACCGACCUGGGUGGUGUACGGACACCCAACCUGGCAGGAUGCUCGCCGUGAUCUGGGCCUGCACCUCUCUGUCCGGCCCCGGGACCCCGACAGCUGGACCAAGCCAUGGGUCAUUUACGAGGGCCCCAGCGCCUACUCAGAUCUGGCGUGUGUGGAGGUCCAGACUGCUGGGGCCCCGCCGAUCACUGCCUUUGCCUGCCUGUUUGAGAAUGGCAGGAAGACAGCAUACGAGGAGAUUUCCUUCUGCAUGUUCACGCUAUACGAUGUCAUGAACAACGUCCGCCACAGCAAAGGUCAGAGUGAGGGAUCACUGGGGGCUGAAAAACAGAAGCAGAGGAAGAAGAGGAGGAGGUUUGAGUUCUGUAGAGUGUGCUAGUUCUCAUCAGAAUAAAUAUGAAAGCUGAUUAGAUAUGAUGCCUUAAUCUCAGCACGAACUGAUACAGCUGUGUAUGGUGCGUGUGUAUGUGUGUGUGUGUGUCUGCAGAGAUAAACAAAAAAACGGAACUGCAAUUUAUACUGGUACAAUAUACAAAUGUUAAAAUUACCAAAACAAAUGGCCACAUGCUAA